This is a messenger RNA of Aedes aegypti (yellow fever mosquito), 1491 nucleotides long. RefSeq lists its product as uncharacterized. The coding region runs from base 137 to 1198 and encodes 353 amino acids. The record is from RefSeq and is a predicted model, not a curated record. Lineage: Eukaryota; Metazoa; Arthropoda; Insecta; Diptera; Culicidae. The transcript has 2 exons.
AUGAUGUUGUCCAGCAGUGCAUUUGUUUUGGUUCUUGUCUAGUGCUCGAGAGUAUUUGAAUAAGAAUGAAUACAUAUUUUUCACAUUCGGUGUUUUAAUCAUCAGUUUUCUGCGACGAAAUCUGUAAUGAACAGUGAUGGAUUUGUCAGGAUCCCCGAGGCUCGUUUCGCUGAAAAUCGAUAUGGAUGAUAUGGACUAUUUUGAGAACCAGGAUAUAGCGGAUGAUGAGGAGGAAUAUCUGGACGUAAACCAUGAAGAGGAGGAGGAUGAACAAAAACUGUUCCGAUUCACCGUUCAAAUUUACUCAAGGAAUUUCAAAGGACACAAAAAAGGGCCAUCGGUGGGAAAGGUGAGCAUAAACUGCAACACUGUGGAAGAAACGAUGGAGCUCUUAUGGAAUUCUUGUGAAAGCCACAUCAGACGGGAAGUGAUCUUUGACACAGCUUCUGGAAUCGGGACUGAACAGUAUGCAGCUCACUGGGCAGAAGCAACGACACCGACUAUCGAAGAAAUCGAUAAAUUUCUCACGUUCCAGGACAAGUUUUCAAAGAGGACUUACAAGCCGGCACAGUUCAUAGAGAAACCAGAGAAGCUGCAGAAAUUUUUGGAUAAAGAAAUAAACGUCUUUGUCUACGCUUUUUCCGAGUCAGUUACCUCAGCAAACAUGUAUGACACGCUUCGAAUUCAACUCUUGAAGCCAGAAGAAAGAGACAGAGCAGGUGCCGCUUCGAAUCAGGCGGUUUCUGAACUGGUUACAGAGCUGAAAAAACUGCACAAAGCAUCCUACAUCUCUCAAGACGUGAACUGGGCAGUUUGGGCUUCAUUCCUUUUUACCAAAGAUGCUCUGGAGCGGGAUGAAUUGAAGCAUCAAGGUCCUCCUCAGCACUUGAUCCAUCUCUUCAAAUCGGUUCCUACUGCAAGUUCCAGAGUGCUGUCAUGUACAAGGAACGACAUCAAAAUUGCACAAAACGUGAACGGGGGAUUCAAAGAGGAGUUGGAUAAGUUGACAAAGGAAUUGGAUCAAGUUUGCGUUAUUGUGAGCUCGAUGAAACUUCGACUGACAGCGCUGCGCACAAUGCAAGCUACCAAUGAAUCUGUUUUAUUCGAUGUAUCUGGAAGCAUGGAAGUAAGCGAGGAUGUCUUUGGUGCUGAACUGGCCACACAGGUUGAGGAUUGUUUGGAUAUGGACCAUCUGUAGGUGGGAUACAUUUUUAUACGUUUUUAUGGUAAUGUGAUGAAUUAACAAUAAACGUUGCAAUGUUUUGUUUUACAUUUUAAUCAAAAUUUUAUUUUCAAUUUUCAAACCCCAUUGACUGGAUGUUUUGGUUCAAUCCAAUGGCUGGAUUGAAUUUUCCCCCUGGUAAAUAUCCACAUUUUCGGAAAACCUUGGUGCAAUCGAAAUUAGUGAAUGAAUUCAAUGUAUCAGAAAUUGUGGUAAUGAUUUGAGCACUGUUCUCCACGUAGUUUCUCUGUAACUUCUUUUUACAGUAU